GCAGCAUGCAGCUCGUCUAUCAUGGCGGAUUUCGGUUCUCCGGCCUUGGGUUCUCCGGGAACGCCAAGUCGUCAUGAAAAAUCGCUGGGUUUAUUGACAACGAAAUUCGUUAGUUUGUUGCAAGAAGCUAAGGAUGGUGUCUUGGAUCUUAAAGUUGUGAGUGCGAAAAGAAAUCCGGGUCUUUUAGCCCGCGAAAUAGGCGAUUUUAUGUUCGGUUGUCCUUCUUUGUGCUUCCCGAUGCAUUUUGCAUUCACUUUGUGAAGUGAUGUUUACCUUGUUGUCUUUCAGGCCGCCGAUACACUCGCUGUUCGUCAAAAGCGACGAAUUUAUGAUAUUACUAAUGUUCUCGAAGGAAUAGGGCUGAUAACCAAGAAAUCAAAGAAUAGCAUUCAGUGGAAGUAAGUAUCUCACGAACGGGAAAGUUCAUGUGACAAAAGGCAGUCGCGCGGGACAACAUGCGAAUUCCAUCGCAGUUCCCUAACAUUCUCGCGGGAUGUUUAUGGCAUUUUUAUUUUAGAUUCUUAAGCAUUGAAGACUUUUGUCCUCCAUCCUCUUUGAAAUCGCAAAAGUUAAGCCAGAAAACAAAAAAAACAGAACAUUUUGGUAGUUCUUUGCUGGGUUAUUGACGUUGGAACGCGUGGUGUCAGCGCGCAAACUCUAUUGUGAAGGUCGUUUACCGCCAUUUAUUUUGGCGCCCUUCACACUGUCACAUUCCCCGAAAAAUAGAAAGAAAAAAAGGGGCAAACUAUUUUCACUCAAAUUUCUACUGUUACAGUCUUGUUACUGUAGCUAGUUGCACAUUUCAUAACAAUCAUUUUCACGCAAUGCUAGCUUGCCUUCAACGUAAUCUAAGAGGAAAUUCAAGAGAAAGCAGCGAUACUUCCCUCGCUCGAUCGUCUAAACGUUUAUUAGUUGGGUAAUUGUUUCAGGAAGACUUAAAAACGAAUGAGAUGAAAUUCUAACAAGAACGUAGUUUUUUGAAAGAAUAUUUCAUCUAUGCCAAAAAUAAUGCAUUGUGCUUACGGGACUUUAAAGGGCAACAUAAUCUUAAAAUAAUUAAAUAUAUAGAAAGUUUAUUUGGAUUCCCGCCAAUCAAAACAAAUUAUAAUUUUAGCUCCUACAUGCAAAAUACAUUAGAAUAUGGAACUUUGCAUAUUAUGUUAUUCUCUUCUUAUUGUUUUUACUUACCAUUAUUUUUUAUAACUAUUAUUUAUAAUAAGUUUUUUUUGGGGGGGGGGCAGGGGUUGAUUAUUAACUUUGUGACUAAUGAAAGUAGUUUGUUUUGCAAGGGCAAGCUGUGAACAAACACACAUGCAAGAAAUGCACUUUUUUCUUUUGCUUUUUGUACCUACUGCUGUUUGCAUCUAAGGCCUGUUUCAAAUGUCGGGCUACAGUUGUGCCGAAGGGAAAAAGCCAAGAAGGGAAUUAAAUUCGAAUUAAAUUCAACUUUAGCACAGCAGUAGCGCGACUUUGAAACCAAGUCAUGCUACUGCCGUGUAGCACGGCUUGUGCCGAACUCAAUUCAUAAAUUAUAAACACAUUAGAAUACAUUUCAAAGUUUGCUAAACCGUUUCUAUAUUUUUGUGUUUUGUUUUCGGCAACAGCCAUUCUAUUCGACUGAAUUAAAUUCAACAUAUGAAAGUGUCAUGCUACAGUUGAGCCAGCUUAGAACAGCAGUAGCACGACAUUUGAAAAGGUCUAAGUGUGGACACAUGAUAGAAAAACAGGUUCUAAUUGGUGCAAAUAUAAUGACAUGUUUUUCUGAUGUGUGGCUCAUACAUACAUACAUAAAUACAUUUUUUUUAUUUGGAGUCAACUUUUUCCAAAUAACUAAAAUUACAAACAACAAAAAUUCCUAACCAUAUAUGGCUAAUUGCCAACGAGGCGGCAGCAGAAUAGAGCCGCGUAAGACUGGGCAAUAGGCAGAAAAAUUCUUGAUCAAGCUGAAAAAAGUGUAACCCAAUGUAAUGUAGAUUCCCCUGAGACUAAGUGGUCAGUUGUGAACCAAUCAAAAGGCAGUACCUGGCGCACGGGCUCAAGCUGAAUAACAAACAAAAUUUCACACACUUCCCGCCGUCGUGACUUCCUGUGUUUAUUUACCUAAAUUUUUUCGUCAAACCCAGCCACCGCAGUCAAGAGACAUGAGCACUUGAUAUAUUCUAUUAAUUUUAGGGGCCAUAAUGUUUAAGUUUUAACGAAGAGAAGUUUGUAAAACAGCAAAAGUGUUCUAUGUGCAGCAAGCAAUAUUCUCACCACUAAAAAGGAUCAGAUUACACGAGCAGAUAAGGAAAGCUUGACACGAAGAAUGCAGUCGCUUCUGUUGGAAAAUCUGGUGUUGGGGAAAAAAUCUAACCAGCAAACAAAAACAAUGAGAGCAAAAACGAAUUACAAGCCUAAAGCGAACGACAAAGGAAAAGCAAACAACGCCAUUAUUUUCGAAACAUGGCCGAGUUCAGUAUAAAAAUAAUGAACUAAAAUUAAAUACCGACGUGCCGUACAUCGCAUGUCCUUGAAAACAUUUCAGAUGGCCCAGCGAAUCAUUCUAAGCUUCAAUCCGAUAACAAAAAGCCUCGGGAAAUUUGAAAGGAGGUUUAAAUGAUUAAACUGUGCAAAUAUUUAUCAACAAUGUGAAACCGAACCGACAGUAGAUUUGUAGCUGGACUUAAUAAUAUUCCCGAUCGCUCCCUCUGCAAAGCUGACUUUAUUCUUUCAAGGCACUUCACACUUUUACAUAGCAGGUUUGUAAAGCCACUAGACUGAGUCUGAGAACUUUCAAGAAAAUAAUCCCUGCAACAGGAAGGGACCAUGAAAUGGUCAAAUGGGAAAAAAAGGAAUUUUAUUCCUAAGCAAAAUACGCAUGAUUUCCUCGUUGGCACUCUAUCGAUAGGUAUACCUAGUAAGUUAUCAAUUAAUUAAGUCCUAUAGUAUUUACUUUUUGCCAUCUUCCCCUUUUCUUUUUUUCAAAGCAUUCGAAUACAUGUUUUGCUAUUAGUUUUUGUAUUUUGACCUGUUACCAUCCCACCCUCCACUUCUCCUGGGACAAGUCCAGCCCUUCAGGCCCGGGGUUGGAGAAUGGUGUGAAGCGGUCCUCUGCUGGGGGUAGGAGGUGGGGCAAAUAAAAAACAUCUUCUCUUUGAUUGUGCAAAGUAUGUGUCAUUUCCUUCACCGUUUACAUAAUGGCUGUAGACCUCAUGACUAUGUAUUUUUAAGGAAAAACACCAGAAUUUUUCGGAGAGUCGUUGGACAGGAAUAACUUAUCAACAUUAAAGUCUGUAUUUAAGGGUUUGUUUAAAUAUUUUUUUGGAAAAGAAGGAGAGAAAUAUUUCUUCAGCCUAGCUUUAAUGAUAAGAAAACUUAUAUGAAAACAAAUACAAGGCUUUUGAUAUAUAUAAGUAAAGAGAGAUCUGGUCCAGUUUUCUUACGAAGUCUUCAGAGACUGCUGCUUUGGAAAAUUUUUUGGGAGCCCUUUGGGCUCCUAAAAAAAAAGUUAGGAGCCUAAGCCACAUUUCUAGGAGCUCAAUUAAAAAAGAUCAGUAACUUUAUUAACCCUUUGGCGAUGGCCGGCAAGUAGCAAAAAAACUGCAUUUUUCACUAAUUCCUCUUCUUUGGCCUGGUUUUUGGCUAAUUAGCAUAAAAAUAGCUAAAAAUGAGUUUGCAAAGAAAAAAGGCAUAUUUUUCGACUUAUCUGAUGUAAUUAAACAGCUUAUUUGUUUUUCACGCAUGCAUUAAAGCCAAAAUUUGUUCCUUUUUUUGCGAAUCUAUUUCAGUCUUUCUCUCUCGCUCUCUUUUUUCCCUUGCCUUUCUUGUUUAUCAGAAGUUUUGUUGCCCACUUUAUCAUCCUUCUUUUGCAUGGAAUUGUAGCUGGCUAACUUCUUAGGAAAGGGGCAAAUUUAAUCUUCAAAGAGUAGUAUGUAAACAGCGAAAUUGGUAGUGGGUUUUUCCCCAAGAUGUUACCUUUUUCGUGAGUGUAACUCUGACAGGAUUGGUCAGAAUAUCCAAAACAAGGUAUCGCUAGAAAGAUCUAUCUUUGAAGAAGUUGUUGUUUAUAAAUUUAUACCCACCGAGCAGAGGCCUUUCAAUCUUCCUAGAUAAGUCGGGAAGGCUUAAGGAGCAUCGCGUGACGAGACAAAACUGCAACAAUGCUCGAGCCUCGAAUGAAUUUAGUUUCAAAACGUGAAAAAAGAGUCUUGAGUUUGGGGAAACCAGCUUUUGUUAUAUUCGCCACUUGAAAGGAUUUCGAGAAACAAUUUAUUUCUCGAGAAACAUGACAAUGACCUCUCGCACGUACUGGGAAAGCACUGACCAACAGCACUUGCAUGUUCAGUUUUUAGGUGAUAAAAAAGGACAGACGAAAGGUUUUUAUCUGGAAGUUUGGAAAAUUAACUCAGUAUUUUUGUAUCAACUCUAUCUUUUGAACUGUUUAUGUAUUUGUGAAGGUUUGUAUUUAUGUACAUUGCACUCAACUAUGGAACUUAAUGAGAUUGAAACGUGAUCUUGAAUAGCCACUUUCAAAAACUAAAAUGUUUUUGCCAGUUUUCAAAAGUUACCACAAAAAGUACAGCAAAAGAAAGGGAGGUGUAGAUAACACUGAAUAAAAUAAGAGAAAAUGCUACAAACUUGCAAAAGUUAAUAGCAUACCGAAACCACCGAUGUCACUUGUAAUAUUUGUAACCAGCUUGCUUUUCCAUGGAUCGUGACUUUAUAUCAGUUUUUACUUCAUGCAGUAGUGACCCUUAAUGUUUCUAACGCUGAAGGAAAAGUCAUGAUUUUAUCAUCCAAGUUUUUUCUCGAAGACUAUUAAAUUCAUUCGAUGCCAUUUUCAGCCGAGAAACUUCAACUGCUCUGCAGUGGAAGUGACAGAAGCAAAUUUCAAGACAUAGUGCUGUGUGUUUACCUUUUAUCGGUGGAAAUAUGUUUUUGCCUAUGGCUGUCAAUCAAACGUUUUCCAUUGUCAUUAAAGUGCAGAAUGAGCAGGGAAUUUUGUUGUUUGUUCACUGGAAGUUAGCACGAGAAUCAUAAGUUUUAGGUGCCCCUUUGGUAUCCCUGUUUGAAAUUUUGGUCGCUCAAGGGUAAAUCAGACUGGUCAGACUGGGUGGCUUAAAUGCACACUACAGUCAAACCUGUAAUGGCUUACUGACUGCUUAAGACAGGUUGACUGUUAAACAAAGAUUGAUGCAUCUUGUCAAAGUAAUCAUUUCAUAGAGGUGAAAACGAUGAAAUAAGUCGUUGGGAUCUUGGAAAAGAUGACCUUGAUGGCUUAAUAGGGGUGACCGCUUAAUACAUGUCAGCUUUGCAGUACCGGUAAUAAUAUUAAGGAACAUGAUUUCUGGGAUUUGUUUAAUGGCUGCUUAAUAGAGGGUGACUGCAUAAUGUAGGUCUGCUUAAUAUAGCCUUGACAUGUGUUUUAUUUUGCUUGUUGAAAAACCUCGUUGACCUUCCCUUUGGAAAUGGCUACCAUUUUGAGAAUUUGGAAGCCAGGCAGAUCAUGGUAAAAGAGUUAGUUUAAAGCUGUGGACUGAUGAGUUUAUUGGCAAAAUAAUUAAAUCUCGCAGUUUAUAUUGUUUACUCACAGGUGUUGAAGUGCUAACAUAUUAUGUUUUGUUUGCAGAGGGGCUGGUCCAGGUUGUAACACUAGAGAAAUAUCUGACAAACUAGUGCUUUUAAAGGAUGAGCUAGAAAGACUAGAAGACCAAGAAAGACAAUUGGAUGAACAAAGAUUAUGGGUUCAACAAAGCCUCAAGAAUGUUUCUGAAGAUCCAGAAAAUGAACAGCUAGCCUAUGCUACUUAUGAAGAUGUUUGUCACAGUUUUAGAGGGGACACAUUGUUGGUUGUUCAAGCUCCGUCUGGAACACAACUCGAGGUCCCAAUUCCAGAGACAGUAAGUACCAGUACAUGUUUCUUGUUCAUUUUUUAAUUUAAGUAAUCUAGUCAAUUUGUGUUGAUGUUUUCAGCCAAAGAUAGGAAUUAGAGAGUUCAGCCCAUAUGACAUUUAAACCUCAGCUGAACUGUAUGGGUAAAAGAGGCUUUAUUCUAUUUCUGUGAUUGGAAUUCUGUGAGCAGCUUUUCAAUGUUUGGGAUUGAAAUACAGUGUUGCUAGUUUAGUUCACAGUACUAGGGAUUGAUGCCUAAAAUAAUCUUUGCCUUGCCCAACAUCACCCUAUCGCUGCAUUCCUCUUUUUAGAAUAUGAAGCAACCAAACAAGUACCAGAUUCAUUUGAAAAGUCAAAAUGGUCCAAUCCAUGUACUAUUGGUAAACAAGGAUGCUUCUGCAAACAGUCCAGUAGUGACGCCUGUACCUCCGCCGGCUAGUGAUGUUAAUUCAAAUAACCAUUCUGGAAUGAAAGGUGAAGAACCAAUGGAGACCGGCACUGAUGCUAAAUUUACAAAUGAUCUCAGCUCAAAAGGUGAAGCAGUCAAGACAGAAGUUCUAGAAUCCAGCAGAGGUAAUUUCAGUAACAAGACAGUAAAUGACCCAAGAAAUAUUUAGUAGUCUCUGAUUUUUAUUUCACAUUUUAAAGCUCUUGCUCUCCAGGAACUUUCUGGAGGCAUUCUGUCUGUUUCUUUAUGUCUUUUAAUUUUUCUUUUGUUUUUUAGCAAAUGAGCUUAAAGAGGUUGCUAAUGACAUUAUAUUUGGAAAUAGCCUCAAAGGUAACAACAGUAUUGUUGUAAAAUUCCAAUCCAUCAACCCCUUUCACUCCAAGUCUUAUGCCAAAUACUUUCAGUAAUAAAAUACAUUUGAACUUUUAUGUGUGCCCAGCCCUUAGAAGCAAUGCUCUUUUAUCCAAAAUACUUAAAUUGCUAUAGUGUUAACUGCUCGUAAGUAAUCUGCAAUGAGAAGAGAGAGAGAGAGAGAGAGACAAAAAAGAAACAUCUGAUACAUUACAUCUGGUCAACCUGUCAUAAUCAUAACUGAAACUGAAUUCCUUCAAGGCAUGAACAAUUUUUGUAUGAUGGGGAAAUCAAAACAACUGCCAUGUUCAAUUGUUUCUUUGAAAAACUGAGGCAAGCUUAUUUGUGUGAUGGAGUGAUAUCAACUGGAACUUGAUUUCAACAUAAUUACCAGCCACAAAAACAAAGCAAAAAAUAGUCCCCUGGGAGGAUUUUAGCUUACUGGCUAUGAAUAGUCUUUUCUCCAGUAACCAUAAAAAAGUGAAAAAAAAAAAUGGAGAAAAGAAUCUAUUAUAAUCGUCGGGUAUUGAACCAAGUACCUCUGCUCCCAAUGUUGCUCAUCCCACUGGACAAGGGUAAUGCGUACCCUAGGAAUGAGAUUGCUCUGCGCUGGAGGUUAAAGUGAAUGUUAAAGCUGUGUGCUAUGAGUUAAUUCAAUUCCAUCCAAAUUAUUUAAUACUUUGUUUCACUCUGUGUACCUUAAGUGAAAAAUAAAAAUCCUCAAGGUUGGCAAAGUCCUUGAAAAGAAAAGGAGCCAUCGAGUAUCGAUUGAUGGUGAAUCUCGAGUCAGAGUGUAACUUAGUAACUUCUUACAAAUUUAUUGCUUUUAAUCUAAUUAUCUUCGAAAUGAUUAGUGUUCUUUUAGUGAGCGUAAAAGAAGAAAAAAGAGAGAAUUUAUAAAAUUAAUUUGUUACUGAAAAAAAGAUGAUAGCGAGUAUCAAACACAGUACCUUCGGCUCCGAAGGUUAAGGGUCAAUGCCUUGCGCUAUGAGAACAAUAGAAAUGGACUUAUUGACUAACACAGAUGUUGACAUAUUGCUUUCUGGCUAUAAAGCCAGUAAGCACAAAAAUGUAAGCCAGGGAGAGUAUUUCAACCUUGGGAAUCAAUUGCAUUUCAUUCAAACACUAUCGCGAGGGACUUCAAACCUAAUCUUCAGCUUAUCAGAACAGAACUCUGUCAGACAUAUUGUCUCCGGACUAAUGAGAAAGAACUCCAGAUUGUGGAUUUUUUGCAUGUGAUCUGGUAAAUAAACCCAUCAUGCCCUCGUUCCCGCCAAACACAUAAAGAGACUACAGGGAGAGCAUGAUUGCACACUAUUCAUAAGCAAUCGGCAUUACUGGAUGUGUGACUUUGUGUGCUACUUUGUCUCCAUGACCACCUUGUUUAGUGGUGGGGGCAGUAGGACUACAGUACCCUAAGUUGCCUGGUGGAAGCUCAACCCAACCCUAUUACCUCACAGUCUUCUACAAUGCUCUUGAAGUUAUUUUUUUUUACUGAUCAUGAUUUAUGUCUCUGUUACAUGUCAAAAUUAAAUUUAGGUUAAGAUUUUUUAACCGAGGUUGAUUUUCAAUUUCUCCUAGCCCGGAUUCAUGAAUGAUUAGGGCUAGGAGACAAAGAAAAUUGAGAAUCAACCUAGGUUAAAAAAUUUUAACCUGAAUUUAACUUUGACAUGUAACAUCUACAAUCUACUACCUGAAACAGGUUCAUUUUAUCUUGUGUAAGAUUUGUGAACAACUUUCUUGUGUUAGGAUCUUCUGUUACGCUGACUAGAAAGUUAACUGUGGUUUAUUUAUUUUUAACUACCGCAGAAGGUAAUAUUGCAGAGGAAGUUAUGGAAGAGUUUAUGUCAGCAGAAGGUAAAGAUUUCAUGAAAUUAAAGGGGUAUUCAUGGCUGCCUCUAAAGGCCCUGGGGAUUGGGGAUUAUCUGGGCCUACUGUGAGCAUGACCCCAGGCCAUUUUAAGAGGAAACAAAUGAAACGUAGAACAUAAAAAAACUUUGUAGCUGUUCAAUUUUUCGUCUACUGACUGUUUAAACCUGACAACUUGACAUUUUAUUGACAUUGCUGGACAUUGUCUCCAGAUAUAACCAAACCCAAAGAUUUAUUUGCAACGAGAAAAACAUUGCUAAAAUGUUCCUGUUUUUAAAAUACUUUAUGAGUGCAAUGAACCUAUUUACACUUGUCUUCAUGCAAGAAUGAUUACACACUGUGUCUUAUUUACCUAUUUGAUUGUGCUCCUUUCCAGUAUCAUCUUAAGGAAGAUUUGCGGUGUUUUCAUAUUAUAAUUAUUACAAAUUCACUUUUUAAGGAAGAUCAAGUUGUCUCAUUGUUUAGCGCCUCUUGGAAGAAAUGAUUUCUGAGUUCUGUCCACGGGAGUUGAGCCUUCCAGUUCCUAACACUUUUUUGGAUGCGUUAGCCAAUCAGCUAUAGGAAACCUAGACUUUACAAACUAGCCUAGUACAGGAAAUUAUGACAAAUGUUGGAAAAAGUGAAGAACAGCUCCCCCAAAAAACUGUCGGCCGACCAACAGUUGGCCGACAGUUGGCCAACAGUCAGCCGACUGUUAACCAACAGUCGGCCACUAAAAUUUCAGGGUACCAGGUAUAUGCAAUAAAAUUUAUUAUCAUUCGAUGCAAAUUUUUCUCUCUUUUCAUUGGCUGAGAGCCCACAAUGUGACCUGCAAAUAACUGCCUACAAAUAAUGGUCUGUCAGUGCGCAAUAUCGUCCAACUGUGUUUGGUUGCAAAUAAUAUUCUGCUCAUGAGUAAAUGAAUGCAUGCUUUUCUCCUUCUUGCUAUCACUCUUGCGUGAAAAUGGCAGCUUCCCGAAGAAAUUUAUCAAAAAACAAACUCGGUGACUGAAUGAUAAAACAACAGCUUCUGCAAAUAAUUAAUCUGCUCGCCACUGACAAAUCACGAUAUUUUGCUCAACCUCGUCCAAUACUUGUUAAUUAUAACAUGAGUAAUUAAAAAGCUAGGACGUUCUUUUGGUUCUAUUUUCCAGUUGUUUUCUGUGACAGUAGGCAGGGGUCAUGCUUGUAGCAGCCACUCCUUGCCCAUAGCAACAGCCCUGAACAUAGCUUUUGAGCUAGUACUUAGAUAAAGCUGAAUCUAGUGACAUGGCUGGCUCCCUGGGGGAGGUACUUAAUGAAUGUUUGGGUGGGAAUGUGCUGCUGGGACCCCUGAACCCUUAGCCAAUACCAGACCUAGAGACUAUCCCUAUCCUAGAGUUGUUAUUUUCCAGAAAUUUCUGGGGUUGAUGCUUUCUUUGGUACUGACUUGCAGGUAAAUUUAGAUCGCCAAUUUUAUUUUUUGGAGUUUCAAUUACUGAGUUUCCCUCAACUUCAACCAAUUGAUCUGUGAAAAAGUAUGCCUCAUUCAGAAACUAUAAGGGGAAAAGGUACAAGGCUUUGGCGCAACAAUUUCUUGGAUAGUUCGGGUGGACAAGCAUUACUUCUAAUUCGUUGAUGGUUGCCUUGAAUACCAUCUACCAAUCAUAACUAACAGUUGUCCAGCCAAACGAUCCCAGAGAUCACUGCUCUCAGAGUUUGUACUGAUUUGUACUCGUUCUCUGUGGAGUUUCUGAAGUGGGGAACUGUACGUAUGUUUACUACUGUGCUGAAGACAACCUGUUGACUCUUUUAUUGCUCAUGUAUAGUGUAUGCGCCACUUCUGCGGUUAUCGCCACCGCCAGGUGAGCACGACUACUACUUCAACUUGGAUGACUCUGAAGGUGUCUGCGAUUUAUUUGACAUUCCAAACCUGGACAUUCCUUCUCCAUUGCCUGGAGCUAUGGCCUCUUCAUAACCAUCCUAUUUACCAGCCUUCUCUGCUUAUCAAACUUGUACACUACUUGACAGAUCUGCGUGUCAACUAUCAUAUUCAGCUAUGGCGUCUUGGAGUGUCUGGAUGCUUCUUGUUUUUUGCAUUAUUAACAGUUAAUAUAUGAUUUUGGCUGUUGGUUUUAAGCAGCUGUGGAAAGUAAUGGUAGCAUCGUUUCCAACAAAAUCAUCUUAAUGAGAUGAUAGGAUAAAUAAACAAAGAUGCGGAUGUUGAUGAACCUCUUGAGAAAGAUCAACUUUUGGAUAUUUGUGGAGGAUGAAUCUUCACAAGUGAUUGAGAAUUAGUGCAACAAGGGUUUUGAAUCUCGUAAUGCGCUGUAUGGAAAAAA
This is a messenger RNA of Porites lobata, 10839 nucleotides long. Lineage: Eukaryota; Metazoa; Cnidaria; Anthozoa; Scleractinia; Poritidae. The record is from the annotation of a GenBank genome assembly.